Messenger RNA from Lachancea dasiensis, 2028 nucleotides. The record is from the annotation of a GenBank genome assembly. Lineage: Eukaryota; Fungi; Ascomycota; Saccharomycetes; Saccharomycetales; Saccharomycetaceae.
AUGACCACCCCGAUGUCGCUCAAGGUGCUCUACACCGUGGAUAAAGAAGCCAGCCCCUAUCUGACCCGCAGCAAGGCUCCCGUAGAGGUGCGAGUCGAACAAAUUGCCAGUCCCAGCAACGAUGGAUCUCAAAUAAAGGUCGGCGUGGUGGUGCUGAGCGAUGUUCUGGACGAAAUCUGCGCUUCUUCGCCCGAACUGUUCAGUCCUGGAGCCGACACCAGCAUCGAUUACAACGUGUACUGCCGAGAUAUAUGUGAGAUUGACGAACCGCUGGUCAGUUACGGCCUUUUGUCGAGACUGCGAGAAGACUCGCAACCAACAGCCAGCGCAUCGAAUGCGGCGCCAGACGCAAACUGGCAUCUAGUCAUGGGACGGGUUUGCUCAAAUUUCUCGGCGAUGCUCCGCUUCCAAAACACGGAUAACUCGGCCUCUCAAAACCAACUUCAACAAACGCUUGAAGUCAAACUGCGAUUCUCACAGGUUGCAACAGCCAACUCGUCGCGAAGAUCUAGCAUUUCCGGUAACUCCUCGGCGGUUCCAAUGAUCAAGAAAACGUCAUCCGCGAGCACUAGCGGUACCGUGGGCAGGAGGCCGACAAAAGCCACCGAACUUGGGAAACCCAACGAAACGGCCGCCCCUGUCAUGGUGAAACGGCAAACGAAUCCCAAGCCGGCUCCAAAAGCAGUAAGAGCCCAGUCUCUGCCGAUUUGGAACCAGAAUAAGAAUAACCAAUUUGCAUUGCCAGCGAACUCAAUUGCUCAUAAGAUAUACCUGGCUGACCGUGCGGCUAAAGAAUCUGACCUGCACCUGCGAUCAGACCAGGACAAAAAACCUGUUUACCAAAUAAGCAGUCUACAACAAGACAAUACGGUACAAAAGACGAAAAUUGACGAUUCCGUGAGCAAGCGGUUCGAUUUCAUUACCAAAAAGAAAAGCAAGAUGGGCAAACCAAGCAUCAAGAAACCAGUUUCCAAGUCCAAGUCGAGCACCACCAAGAAAGGGCGGAAGGAUAGUGUACCGAAUACGAGCACGCCAAUUACAAGCAGCAUAUCAGCCAGCAACAAAAGCGAUGAAGUCGACGAAUUCAAGCUGCUGAGCGAUGAUGAUCUGGUCCAACAGCUGCUGGGGAAACAAAAGGGGAAACCCCUAGACUUUUUCGAGGCCGAAAGAUCGGAGAAACAUGAUGAGACUGACAAUAAAGAGAAUGUUCCUCCCCGCAUGACACCCGUCGCCUCCCGCUUCGAAGACUUAAUUGGUAUGGACUUCCCGUCUUCAAGAACGCCGAGCGAUAUCGAAAAGGCGCUCAGCAAUCCAAAAAGUGACGAUCCGAUGGAAUGGUUCAAUGACCUUUUCGGCUCUCCUAUCCUCAGCCAAAAAGCAGUUACUCCCACCAAGGAUCCCCUGACUUGUAAUACUAUACCAAUUGACGAAGAUGAUGAAGCCACCAAGCCACCGACCAGCGAUAUCGACAGGACUUCCCCGAUGGAUACACUCUCCAUGCCUCUGUAUGAACUAGGGCAACGCAAGCAGGUUUUGACUAAUAAAGCGGUUCUUUCCUGUAAGGAUCAACUGCGAAGAUUGCCAUUGCUCUCAAGAUCUCACAUCGAAGCCCAAGGCCACGACCGAGAGGACGACGCCACGUCGGUGCUGAAUUUUUCGACGUCGCCAAAGGCCAGUCACGACUCUGCCAACGCGGGCACAAAAAGACGGGCGCCCGUCUCUUCGCCACCUAUUGAUGACGAAGACUACGUGAAUACGUAUAUGCAGGAAACUCGCAGAAAGCGCAGGGCUAUACCAUCGUCUCCAACUUCAAUGUUUCAAUACCAAGGAGUGGAAGGAGACGGGGUCCUGCCCCACGAUCAUACGCUCCAAAACGAGGAGUUUUCAAUUCAACAAGGACCGGAUGGUGGCGACAUGGACUCGACACCCGCAACACAAUAUAGAUCCAGCGACGGCGAAAACACAAAACAUGAUCAUGACGCACCGGUGAUCACUAAUCGGCAAUUCUCACAUAUUCAGCAUUUAUAA